AUGGCGCUGUGUGGGUGCCUGCGGGCCGGCCGGGCGCUGCUCCGCGCCGCGGGGCCUCCCGCCCGCGGGGUCUGCGCCGCCGCCCGGCUCGCCUUGCAGCCGCCGGCCUUCGGGUUCCUGUUCGACGUGGACGGGGUGCUGGUGCGGGGCAGCCAGCCCGUGCCCGCCGCCCGACGCGCCUUCCAGAGGCUGGCGGACGGCAGCGGGAGGCUCCGGGUGCCCGUCGUCUUCCUGACCAACGCCGGGAACUGCCUGCGCUCGGAGAAGGCCCAAGAGCUGACCCGGGCGCUGGGGAUGCAGGUGUCUCCGGAGCAGGUGAUCCUGUCCCACAGCCCCCUGCAGCUCUUCAGCCAGUUCCACCAGAAGUGCAUGCUGGUGGCCGGGCAGGGGCCCGUGGAGGAGAUUGCCCACAGCCUGGGGUUCAAGCACGUGGUCACCAUAGAGGCCCUGAGGAAGGCAUAUCCCCUGUUGGACAUGGUGGAUCAGAGCCGGAGGCCAAAAGAACUGCCUCCUCCAACCACUGGCUUCCCCACUAUAGAAGGGGUGAUUCUGUUUGGUGAGCCGGUGAGGUGGGAGACAAGCCUGCAACUUAUUACUGAUGUACUCUUGAGCAACGGGAACCCUGGGGCAGAGCCACAAGAUGCACCAUACCCCCAUCUGCCUGUCCUUGCCUGCAACAUGGAUCUCCUGUGGAUGGCUGAAGCCAAGAUGCCCAGGUUUGGCCAUGGCACUUUCCUCCUCUGCUUGGAGAACAUCUACAAGAAGGUGACAGGCAGGGAACUGAAGUACGAGGCGCUGAUUGGCAAACCCAGCACGGUCACCUACCGCUACGCUGAGUACUUGAUCAAACAGCAGGCAGAGAAACAGGGCUGGAAGGCUCCCAUCCGACGCCUCUAUGCAGUUGGGGAUAACCCUAUGUCUGAUGUCUAUGGGGCAAACCUCUACAACAACUACCUCAAGUCAGCUCAGCAGAACCAGGUCCAGGCUGGGGUGAAGAGGAACCCACAGGCAGCCGGUCCCCAAACUGAGGAUUACCUUGAGCUGAGGAAGGACUGCAACAGUUCAGUGGAGAGCUGCGAUUCAAUCCUGGUCUGCACUGGGGUGUACCGCCACAACGACGGUGUUCCCAGUAAAACAGAGCAGUGCACGACCAAGGCGGUGUUCCAUGGACAUCGGGACUUCUGCUUUGAUCCCAGCCUGGUGGAGGCGUCUUACAUAGUGCAGGAUGUGAAUGAUGCUGUGCAACUUGCUUUCAAGAAAGAGAACUGGAGCUAGGGGCCGAGACACGUGUACCUAAAGAUCUGCUGUAAGGGAUUUUAUGUGCUGGAAAGGGAAGAGGGGAAGAAUGGGGAGAGACCUGGAGUGAUCUAAUCUAGACAACAUGAAAGAAAACUAAAGCACUUAAAAGCCCCUUACUUUUAUUGAUACUCAUCUGCAAUCCUGACAGCUGCCCACAGGCUUUUGACCGUGACGGUACAUUGCUGCCAUCAAUAACUGAGCCGUAAUGGAAACAGGGUAUAGGGAGAAGGCUUGUCCCAGCAACCCCAGUUUUGUUCAGCUAUCAGAGUUCUUUCUUUUUCACCCUUUGUGUGCGGAGAUCAGGCAAGCCCACCCUCCUCCUCUCGAUGUGUUUGAGGAUGAAGCUCUUCCCCGCGCAAGGAGCCACCGUCAGCCAGCGUACCAUUCCUACAAUGUGCUGUUUGCCCAGUCUGUGACACGAGCGCACCAGAAGCUGUGCUGUGGUGGCACCGUGCCAAGAGAAGGCUUUAAGUCUUAACACUCUCCUUGUAAAGAAUAAGUGCCUAUGGACUUUAACAAAUUCUGUUUGCUCGGGGAUUUGCCACUGCAUCACUGUCAGUCUGAAACAAAGUCCUGUUUUGCAGUCCUCUGGCAGCUACGGAGAGGCAAAGCCCCUCAAAGGAAGCUGCGAUAGCCAGAGCAACUUGCUGCAGGGCUGAGGUGAAGGUUAUAUUGUUCCCUUCUGCCUAUUUAGCAUUCUGUGAACACUCCUACCUUUUCACAUCCCACUAGGGAGCCGGCAGCCUGCUCUCAGAAGCAGGGGAAACUACCACAGUGUCUGAAUUUCCAAAGUUGUCUUUGCCCAGGACUCAGUGUUGCAGCAAGAGGCUCUUUUGGCACCCACACUGAUCCCAACUGUUGCAAUGAACAUCCACCUGCUCCAGCUGGCACAGCUUCUAUGAGGAGCCCUUAUUUGGAACAAAUGUUAAACAGAAAGAGUCACAGUCCACCUUUGCUGCUUCCUUACAUGCAAGGAUUUAAAGAGAAGAUCAAGCCAUGCUGGUACCAGAGUCCCAAAUCCCCAGUCUUCAUCUUUAGGAAUACAAAUGUCUCUCUGUAUUUCACUUCUUUUCUUCCUCUCAUGUGAUUUGCAGCUCAGGGAUACCCCAUACAGUCUGACCUCUGUUCCCUCCUCUUUAACAUGCAGGUAGAGUCCCCCCUAGCAGCUGGAACUUGCCUGCCCAGGAACAUUUCCAUGUCCCUAACAACAUCCACCUUCAGUUGCCUCUGUUCUCCUAGCUCAGGCUGUCCAAAGAAAGAUAAAGACUUGUGUCUCUGUAGACAUUACAAAGAAGAUGAGCAAGGAUUGCAUGAGAAACUCAUGUGAAAGAUUGGCCCAGCAAAGAGUAUCUUAAUUCUAGAGGAGCAUUGUGAUUUUAGAAGCACGUAUCAGUCUGCAUAUGGUGAAAAGCUUUGGAGCCAACACAACUGAGUUGGUGUUCCUAGUUCUACUCAUCUCACACAACACUGAAAGAUCAGAAAUAGAUGUGCUCUGCUUCUUCUUCCCUCCCUCCUGCUUUACCAGGCAGCUCCAUACACAGGGUACAAACAAAAUGUUCUGCGCAGAAGUUUGAGUUCUUAAUUCAAGUCUCAGCAUCCAUGUGCACUGAAGUUCUGCUUCAGCAGCUCUCUGUCCUCUCAAGAGUUAUGUAUAAUCCAAGAAGGUCACUGCAGUGCAGGCUCUGUUCUUUUGUUGUGCCAGACUCUGCAUCCCAAAGGGGACUGGAUGCUCUGUCAGUGACCCAGGCAAAAGAAGUCCUUCGCUGUGGCUUCUUUCUUUCUCUAUCCCUUACUUUAUGAAUAGGAGCAGAAAAAUCUCUGUUUGCAUCAAUUUUCCUCCUGUGAAAUACAUAGUGGGAAGUUUCUUCCUCUCUUAGCACUGCUUGGGGUUGUCCUCCUUUGUCUCACCAGGAUAAGAAUCACUUGACUACUUCUAAAAGCAGCUGUAAUGUGAAAAACACAGAUUAGGAUCCUUUUCCUUUCAGUGGAGAGAAAAAUUACCAUUUCAUCCAGUUGCACAAGACAAGAGCUUGUCUCCAGUAUCCAGAAGAGUAAGCACAGGGAAGGACUUCACAUACAACAUAGGGAAGGUCCUUUUCUUUCAGUGCAUCUCCACAGUCACAGUUGUGCUGUAGGCCUGGAGUGCAAGGCCUGGAACUGGAGGUCCAAAACACGUUUAAUGAUAAACUAGCUGAGUGUCCCUCAGCCUUGCUUUUCAGAGGUGCCAUCCAGUGCAGAAAGAGGAAUGCUCCCUUUGCUUGC
Empidonax traillii (willow flycatcher) is the source of this 3561-nucleotide messenger RNA. It is a transcript of the gene HDHD5, whose product is annotated as haloacid dehalogenase like hydrolase domain containing 5. Gene Ontology annotation, biological process: glycerophospholipid biosynthetic process. The coding region runs from base 1 to 1275 and encodes 424 amino acids. Gene Ontology annotation, cellular component: mitochondrion. The transcript has 8 exons. NCBI's taxonomy places the organism in Eukaryota, Metazoa, Chordata, Aves, Passeriformes, Tyrannidae. The record is from RefSeq and is a predicted model, not a curated record.